CUGGUCUUUCUGUAAUGAUAAGAUGAUCACAUUUUGAUGGAUAAUCCAAGUGCGUUGGUGAUUGGCACAAUGCGGAUCACAUAUAAUGUUGGUUUCAAACCUAAAGUUUUCCUGGUUGUCCUGGUGGUUUUGGUUUUAGUGACUAUCUCAAGGUGGAAAAGUUGCAUCAAUCUAUACUUGGAGGAUAGGAAUCAUUUGGAAAGAACUCAUUUUGUUUGCAUGCCAUUACAAGGCAGACUAGCCAAUCAGAUGUUUCAGUAUGCAUUUAUUUAUGCGUUUUCCAAGGAGAAGGAGCUGGUUAUGACCUUAUUAGAAACGGAAACAGAAAACAUCCUUUUACCAACAUUUAACAUGCGUGCAAACCCUUUUCCAAAGUUUAAAUAUUGCUCAUGCCUUAGCAGAUAUGAAGAUGACUGGGACUGUGCUUAUGACAUCAAAUUUGAAAAAAUGGAGAAAAGGCAAGAUGUUUUUUUGCAUGGGUAUUUUCAGUCUUGGAAAUACUGGAAAUGUUAUGAAAAUGAAAUAAGGGAAAAAUUCCAAUUUCAAAAGCAUGUCAGGACAACUGCUGCAGUAAUUUUACAAAGUAUCAUAAAGAAAAGUGAAACUAGAAUAGCUCGAGGCGAUAUUCUGGUGGGCAUUCAUAUCCGUCGUGGAGACUAUACAAAACCAGGAAUUUUUACAGAAUUUGGAUACACAACUGCAACUGAAGAAUAUUUACAAAAGGCAACAAAUUAUUUUCGUGAUCACUACAGGAACCCAACCUUUAUUGUUUGCUCAAACGAUAUUACUUGGUCACGUAAAGCACUUGGGAGAUAUAGUGAUGUGUAUUUUGCGGAGGGAAACACACCUGAGACCGACAUGGCAUUACUUACCAUGACAAACCACACCAUUAUGACUGUUGGCACCUUUGGUUGGUGGUCAGCUUUUCUUACUAAUGGUACGACAUUGUACUACAAACAUCCAUUUGUACCAGACUCAGCCUUUAGUAAACAGUUUAAUGGUGAUAUCUCGGAACAUUUUUAUCCAGGCUGGAUUGGUAUGGACUAAAAAGGGGUAUAAUUGUGUAUCUUGUCCAACACAACUACUAAUUAGAUUUUUAAAAAUAAUUUAUGUAUAUAGAUUCAGGUUUUUUGCAAACAUUACUACCAGGUAAUUCUUAAAAUCAGAGAUUUUUUUAAUUAGGAUUUUCUCCCUUGGGUAGAUGGAAACUGGAAAUCUGCAUCAUUCCAAAUAAAUAUUAGAUAAAGAAAUCUAACAGAAAAAAUUUAAGUCCUCACCAAAUGGAAGAGUCCAGUACUAAGAAUUCUUUUUUGGAUUAGAAACACACCUGCAUUUGAUAAUUUAUCAGUAAGUGAAUGUUUAGCAAUAAUUAACAUAAAAUUGUAAUUUCAUCAUCAUGCAAUUUUGUAUGUCUCCUGAUCAUAGUGAAAACUCUAGAUUUUGUCAUACCAUAAAUGAUAUAUGAAGUAUUAGACAGCCUGACUUAGAAACAUCUAAACAGAUACAUGUACAACACUUGGUUCUAUUAUGACUAAGAAGUGACCCCUAUUGAAUCAGAAAAUAUACUUUUUACUUAAGAAUUUCUACCUUUCAUUUUAAAUCAGGGAAAAUAGCUUCUAUCUUAGAUUAUCAGGGAAUGCAUCCUUGAUACUCCAAGAGUUAUGAUCACUUCUGCUCUCUCCACCCCCAAAACAUUUCAUGACAAAAUUGAAAGUUAAAUUACUUUGCUUAAUUGUGCCCUCAAUUUUGCCUUAAAUUUUGCCAUGCCAUGUUCCAGUGAUGCAGAGAGCGAUACUGAGUGCAACUCCGGAGGUAUCAGUGAUGGUUCCAGGGGUAGAGAGAACGAUAGUGAGCUUACCCCUGGAGUAUCAAGAAUGGUUCCAAUAGUACAUAGAGCAAUAUGAAGCGUAACCCCUGGGGUAUCAAGAAUGGUUCCAAUAGUACAUAGAGCAAUACGAAGCGUAACCCCUGGGGUAUCAAGAAUGGUUCCAAUAGUACAUAGAGCAAUACUAAACGUAACCCCUGGGGUAUCAAGAAUGCAGGAUACAUAGUUUCUAGUUUACAUUUCUACACAAAUGAAUCUGAUAUGUCAAAAAGUCUAGAAGCCUGCAUGCAGCAUAUUUGUCAAUAAUUGAGGAAUAACACUAAUGUGUGAAAUUUGUAGUGUACUAUCAUGAUUUUACUCAAGUCAGGAAUUACAAUAGGUAGCAGAUAAGAAACAUGGGCAAUAGCAUACAUGGGCGAUAGCAUAUUCAAAAUCUACUGUUACCCCUAUUCUAAUUCAUGUAUAUUUAAACAAGUAGAAACGCAAUAAUUGAGUGCCAUUUUUCAUGCAUAAUUUCUAUUUGAAUUCUGGGAUUUUUUUCCUGAGGGUUGAUAAUGCCUUAUAGGGUAAUAUUCACAAUCAGAUGACCAUUUGAGGUCAUGCUUCUGUUCCUGACCUCAUUUUCAAGCUAGUUCAAUCGAGGUCAUUCAUGUCAUUUAGGAUUAAUAUGCAAAUGAGAAAUUGGAGGACAGUAUAUAUGGUGAUUACUGUGGCAAAUUAUUUUUACUGACCAAUCAAGAUGUUGUGUUAGAACACAAGAGGAUAAGAAUAUGUUGUGUGUGUUUUUGUUACUGUACUUUGAUUCCAAAGGUUACCAAAGAUUUACAUAUCACAGUCAGAUGUCAUUAUUUUUGAGAUGACUAUUAUACUUGUUGUUUAAUAGUAUGUAUUGUUAUAUUGUGACCCACUGUGAUAUAUAGCUGCUCAGAUGUUACGCGUACCAUAUCUUAUUGUAAAAAUCUGUGUAUGUGUUAGUGUUGUAUGAACUGGUAAGUAUCAUGUCCAUAAAGAUUCAAUGUUUUAUACAUUUUUUUCCUUGAAAAGCUUCCAAAAACAGCAAAAUCUAUCCUUACAGCCUUAUGAGGUUGAAAUAUGUGUUUCUGUUACAUGUUUAAAAAACAUUAGGUACAGGUCAAUAAGCUUUAUUCAAUUAUAUCUUUUCCUAUCGUUUAACAGAAGGGUGAUGAUGACUUAAUAUAUAGCUUCCUUGAAGAUUGCAGACAGGUUAGGCAACAAAUCCAAGUCAGUAGCUAACAAGAGAAAUAUAUUUUUUUGAGACUUAACUAAAGAUUUUUGAGGCCUUACUGAAGGACUGUCAUUUUGGUAUCAUCAUACCGUGAUUAUCAUUAUCAUAGUAUCUGUGUUGUAUGUUAUACCUUUGCCUUCACCAAUGGUCAGAUAUUUUGUCACAGUACUGGUUAACACAUGAUAUUUGAUUAUAAGAGUUCAGCUUUACAAACAAAAUAGAAAUAUUUUGUGAGAAAGCAAGUUAAGUACAUUAUGUAAAAUGAUAUUAGGGUCAGGUAACCAAUUAGCAUGUUGUGCAUCAUUUGUCAUCAAUCACAGAAAAAUAACAAUUUGUUUACAAGGUCUUUUUAUGUGUUACAAGAACAAUAGCAUUAAAAGAACUUGGGUUACUUUAGAGGCCCUUGGGUGGCUUUUCCACUUCAUGAUGUAGUAUUGAUAUCUAGGCCUAAACUAGAGAGGGAGUAUACCCAAAUAUGGGCCCAAACCAUGAAAACAAGUCUUAAUACCUUGUAUAAUUGUGUUGAACAAAACCAUAAUGUAGCAGAAGUUUUUUUAUUAAAUUCCGCUAUAGUCCUCUGCUGUACCUGCCUAACCCACCAUAACAUUCUACAAGCUAGAACAACUUAUAGAUCUACAAAUGUGAUAAUGAGCAAUGCCUAGUGAAUCUAGAUAUAGGAAUAUUUAAAUAAAGGCAGCUGAAACCAUGCCUUUAUUUCUAAUGAAUGAUCAUUUUCAGAAAUUUGGCUGUUUUCUAUAAUGAAAUGCUCCUGUAUAUUGGUAUUUGAAGUGUAUAACAUACACAUCAUUCAAUUUGAACUAUAAAUCAGCACUCUACUCUCUACUACAGUGGUUUGUUGUCAUUUUUAUAUGUUAAACAGAUUUUGUUGUUUUUCAGUAUCAGAAUAUACUUUUUUUUAUUGAUAUUGAGUUUAAACAUAUAUAUUUCAUAUCCAAAAUUGAUGGGAGUAUACUUAGUAUUAGUCGUAACCUUGAUAUUAGAUAGCAUCAAUUUUUCAUGAUGGUUCAGUGAAGUUACUGCCUCAAUUUUCUUUUGAAGAUAACAUUUUAUUAACUAAGACAUAAAAACAAAAACAUAUCCUUGCAGGGGAUUGCUCUUAUUCACCAAACAUGUCAUUCAUACUGUUUCAGGAUAUAUACUUGUGAACUGUAAGAAAACACAUUCAAACUUUAUAUAUUUAUUCUUUAUUCUAAUUCAUGCCUUAUUCAUUAUUUUUAAGUACAAACAUUUUAAUGACAGAGACACAUAAAAUGAUAUUACAUUUUGUGAGUUAGAAAUCAAAACAAUUUUACUCUCUAACACAGGAACCCAGUUUUUCAUAAUAUUUCAUAUUUAGAUUAGAUUAUUUUACUGUGUACCUACCUCCCAUUAUAGAUAAUGACCUAAAAAUUACAUGGCAUAUGAAAUAUUUUCAGGAAUUUGUGGAACAUAUAUGUGUUGAAUGACAGUUUUCUUAAAUGUAGAAACAGCACAAAUACGUCCAAUUAAUCUGUUACUAUUUUUAUAACAUCAAUGAUAAACAAAAAUGUGUUAAAUGGAAUUGUCAUGUUGUAUGUUUGUACAUAUAUAUAAUGAAUAAUUGUAAUUUCCUGCCUCUAUAUAUGCAUAUCAAUUAUGUAAUAUUGUUUAAGUGCCAUUAAGUACAAGUAAUACAGAUAUGAUGUCUGUUGAUCCAUUUAGCACAGGGAUACAGAUAUGAUGUCUGUUGUUCCAUUUAGUACAGGGAUACAGAUAUGAUGUCUGUUGUUCUAUUUAGUAUAGGGAUACAGAUAUGAUGUCUGUUGUUCUAUUUAGUACAGGGAAUACACAUAUGAUGUCUGUUGUUCCAUUUAGUACAGGGAAUACAGAUAUGAUGUCUGUUGUUCCAUUUAGUACAGGACAUACAGAUAUGAUGUCUGUUGUUCUAUUUAGUACAGGGAAUACAAAUAUGAUAUCAGGUGUUCCUUUUACAACCUCUUACACACUACUUGCAAAUGAAUUGUCCCCAUAGCACUUUUAUGUUCACACCGUAUUUUUUGUGAUGACAUAACAAAAGUAAUAAUCAUACUCAUGUCCACUCUGCAAUGUGUACCUCAUGUCAAAAAGAUAUUAUUACAAAAUUAGAUUGGAAGAGAAGGUUUUUAUUUACCCCUUACAGACAAUUUUUAGGGACUAAAAUGUCCUUAAAUUCCAUAGGUACAUAUGUUAAUGUUCCUUACUCUCUCAAUGAUGUACCUGUGUAACAAAUAGUGUAUAUGCUCUAUCAAAACAUGCCACUAUUUAGUGAGUUCAUUUGUUAAUUUGUCAGUUGGUCUCACCUCUUCAUGUAAGGCUUCAUUAAGACAAUAUGGUUAAUUGAUUCAACCCGUGAAGUACAAAAAAUUGGCUCUCCUUUACAUUAUGUUCUCAUUGGUAAACAUGACAACUGUCAGGGAGACAACAUGAACUUAACAGCAAUGUGCAAACAUUGAACAUGAGACCUGGUAUGUUACAAAUCAAUGUCUAUUUCAUCACUAAGCAUACCUUUUGGUAUAAAUACUUAGUGCACAGCACCAAAGUUGUUAACCCAUUCAACUCAAACUGGUGUUGGCUCGAUUUUAGUUGUUGAAUAGUGAAUUGUGAUUUUUUGUUUUGAACUAAUUCACAAGACUUUGAGUGCCUUUAUGGUGUUAAAGGCAUUUAUACAACUGAUGGUAGUAUAUUUGUGUGUAUCUUUGGUUUGGAUUUUUUUUUACUAAUAUUAAGCUUAAUGUACCAUAGAGGUGACCUGUACACUGGGUAACUGUGAUAUAAUGUAUUUAUAAUUGCAGUUAAUGGAGCAUACUUCAAUGUAAUGAUUUUUUUUAGUCAUUAAUCUUAAACUAUCUGAGAUCACCUUGGUCAGUCUCUAUCUAAGUCUUUGAAACUUUUUUUAAAUUUUAGGAUAUGUCAUUUUAUUUUCUGGAUCAUGAGGAGAUGUAUUUUGAUAGACCUUUUUGAAAAUUAAGAGUUCUUGCCCUUUCUUGUUUUCAGAGCUUUAAUCUUGUUUAAUUGCCAGUUAUUACAUGGAUUUUAAUUUUAAUACAGUAAUUGCCACUUUUGUUAAUACAUGUAUGUGGUUCAGGUCUUUCAUGCUUGCACUUGUUCUUGAGAGUAAAUUAGGGGAGAUCUACUGAUAAAGUUUGGAAUUGAAUUCAGUGUAAACUGUUUGCCAAAGAACUUUGAAUUUCUUAAAUCUAUUUUAUAUUUUGUUAAUGAUGUUGAUAUUACCACAAGAGCUAUGUAGAUAUUCCAGACUUUGAUUUACAUUCCAUAUUUUAUGUUGUCAUCAUACAAUACCUAAUUCAGGUAUUGUACAAGCAACAGCAGUUAUCAUUGGAAGUUAUUAUUAGUUAGUUACCUAUAUCUUUAGUUAUGUAAACCAUAUAAAGUUGUGUGAUCAAUUUUUGGAGAACACAGACUUCCACGUUUCAAGGUAAGUAGUGUACAUACCAGCCCCUGAAAAAUGUUUACCUUUGGCUAUGUUUUUUAACUAGUGACAUGCCAAAUUUAAUUUUGACUUAAAAGAAAGGGAUAUUUUCCAGAUGUAUUGUCUUGAAAGCUGUAUUGUCUGAAUAGUAACUUCAGUCCUCUGUGAAUUUUUUUUUGUGAUGCUGAAAGGCUAAAAUAAUGAUGAUGAGAAACACUUUCUAGUACUUUCUUCAUGUUUCUUGGACUGUUCUUUAGGACAAAAAGAAAACUAAUAUAUAGAAAAUGUCAUCACUACAGUAACAUCUUUAUAAUUCAGUAUUUCAUCAAAUGGGAAAUAAUUCUAAUUGCUACAUAAGGUGAGGGGGUUAAUCAUCCUUAUAUGGCUUAUGUUGUCUAAAAUUGAAUAAAAGGUACAAUUGUAACGCAAUAAUUUAUGAUUAGAUUCUCAACCUUGUGCCUUAUUGUCCUUUUCACUGAUAUAUUGCCUACAUAUUAAAGUUAGUGUGUUUUUAUCAACACAGACUUGAAGCUGUUUUGAAAUGUUUCAGAACCUGUUUGUCACUUUGUUUACCUCAAUUUGAUAUAAAUGUUAACUUAAAAAAAUUUAGAUUUUAUUUCAGUUUCAAAAAUUUGAUUUUCUCAUGGGUUCACGAGUACAAGGGAUAUAUGGAUAAACAACAUAUAUGUACUACCUAGUAGGCAGCCAUCUUGUUCCAUUGUUAUUUCGGAGAGGAACACAUUCAAAGAAGGUCGUUUAUCCCAUGUUUAGCAAUUUUUUAUUAGCCCAGUUGAUAAAUUCCAUAAGGUUCACAAAUUUUGUUGAAAUAUUCACAGUAAUAGUGCUGAUGCUUUUGUCACUACCAUUUCAGAUGGCCACUUUGUUCCGAUUAAAUUGGUGAAAUAUUAUUAGAAGCAGUAACUGAUGGCCCUUGUUUUUAUACUUAAGCAUACACUUGCAAAUUAUUAACCAAAUGUUUCAGAAUCAGAUUAACAUGCAUCAUUUAGUGAACAAUUAGUGAGUGUUUGGAAAAAAUAAAGUGAAGAUUUUAC
Molecule: messenger RNA, 7571 nt
Organism: Ylistrum balloti
Lineage: Eukaryota; Metazoa; Mollusca; Bivalvia; Pectinida; Pectinidae
Product: galactoside alpha-(1,2)-fucosyltransferase 2-like
Exons: 3
Coding region: 37-1047 (336 amino acids)
Biological process (GO): carbohydrate metabolic process
Cellular component (GO): membrane
Molecular function (GO): galactoside 2-alpha-L-fucosyltransferase activity
Source: RefSeq, a predicted model, not a curated record